ACUCCCUCCUUGUUCUAUCCCCCAAAACCCUUCUAGGGUUUUUGGUACUAAUUUUGAUCACUCAUACUAUGUGAUUGCACUAAUACAAUGGUUGAGAAAGCUAACAAGAAGCACAAGAAAGGCUUCAUAAGCGAAGUAGACAUUUCCUCUCUCUUACAAAGAUACACAGCAAACACUGUGUUGGCAUUGUUGCAAGAAGUUGCUCAAUCUCCAGGAGUUAAGCUCGAUUGGAAUGCGUUAGUGAAGAAGACGUCAACCGGGAUUUCUAAUGCCAGAGAGUACCAGAUGCUUUGGAGACAUUUAGCUUAUCGCAACACUUUGCUCGAAAAAUUGGAAGAUGGGGCUUCGCCUUUGGAUGAUGAUAGUGACUUAGAGUAUGAAUUGGAAGCAUUCCCAGAUGUUAGCAGUGAAGCUUCAACUGAGGCUGCUGCAUGUGUAAAAGUUUUGAUUGCUUCUGGUUUACCAAGUGAUUCCAAUCUCCCAAAUAGAUCGACAGUGGAAGCUCCCCUGACAAUAAAUAUUCCUAAUGGUCAGUCAUUUAGAGCUUCAUUGGAAAAUUCUCAGCCUGCUUGCUUAAUGCAAGGGAUGAACAUCACAGUUCCAGUAUCGGUGCAGAAACUGCCCCUACCUACGGCAACAACUACAGAAGGAUUUGAUGGAAAUGGAUCGAUAAGUGGUAACAUGCCUCCUCGAAAGAAAAGAAAACCGUGGACUCCUGAAGAGGAUGUAGAAUUGAUUUCUGCUGUGCAGAAAUGUGGUGAAGGGAAUUGGGCAAAUAUCUUGAAAGGAGACUUCAAGUGGGACAGAACUGCUUCACAGCUAUCUCAGAGGUGGAAUAUUCUUAGGAAGAAACACAGUAACGUGAAUUUGGGAGCCAAUUCAUCUGGCUCGCAACUGUCUGAGGCGCAGCUGGCAGCUCGUCAUGCAAUGUCCCUUGCCCUUGAUAUGCCAGUGAAGAAUAUAACAGCAUCCUCUACAACUGCUGGGGCGCCUUCAAAUCCUACAGCUAAUAACUCUGUGCUUCCCACUUCAAAUGCUGAAACUUUGCCAGUCGGUAGCAGCAGCCUUGUGCAAGCCCAAGCUCAAUCUCAGCAAGGCCCCAAUCAAACAAAAUCUUCUCCGGUUGGAUCACCGGGUUCUGCAGCAAAAUCUCGAGUACCCCCUAAGAAAAUACCAAUAAAGACCAAUUUCAGUACAGAUUCAAGUUUAAGAGCUGCUGCAGUUGCUGCUGGCGCUCGUAUUGUUACCCCAUCAGAUGCCGCAUCAUUGCUCAAGGUUGCUCAGGGGAAGAAUGCUAUCCAUAUCAUGCCCACGGGUGUUUCAUCAAUAAAACCUUCCAUCACUGGUAGUGCCCCAGCCCAUUCAGAGGCUUCUCCUACGGUACGCUAUAUAAGAAUGGGCUUGGCAGCUACAUCACCCAAUGGUGCUUCCACAUCAAGCGCCUCACAGCCUGGUUUUUUCAAAGCUGCCUCACCAAGAGUUCAGCAUAAUACGUCUUCUGAACAGACUAAUGCUGUUAUCUGUAGUCCAGCCACUGCACUUCCAUUAAAGCCAGAGGUUAAAGCAGCAGAAGAGAUCAAAGUUUCUGAUUUAUCCAGUGUUACAGUAAAUGAAGCUAGUAAAGAAGUUCAAGCAGAUGUAGCAACCUUUGAAAAACCGGACCUGGGAUUAAAAGAUGAAGAAAUCAUUUCCGAGGAUCCUAAUUGUUCUAUGAAAAUGGAGGUGGUUGAGAAUGACCAAGUACACGUUAGUGGCAACCAGGCUGAAGGGAAUCAAAAUGAAAACGUUGAUAAUAUGAUAGAUUCACCUAUGAUGGAUUCACUGGUUAAGGAAAAUGAAAAUGGAUCUGCAGUUGAAGAUAAUUGCGAGCUUCAGAACCCUGACAAGAAACCGGGAACAGAUGAAUGUAGUGGAAAUCUGGAGGUUUUAAGCGAAAUAAAGGCCAGUGAUGAGAUGCAGGGAUGAAAAAGAAAGAAUUAUCUUGUCCAAAUUCACUGACUUUUUUGACUUGGCCUAUAGUUAACUUGUUUCAGUAAAUUGUACUGUAAAUUUCUUGCUCAAGUAAAGCUAUGAAAAAGUAAAUGAAUUAAUCAGUAUCCUUUUUAGUGUAGCUUCUUCUCAUUCAUUACCGUUGGUAAUGAUGUUGGGUUUUUCAAUUUAACAAGUUUUAGCUCCUUGUAAACAAUAAGGUCAGGUCAUCAGGUACUGC
Molecule: messenger RNA, 2209 nt
Organism: Pistacia vera
Lineage: Eukaryota; Viridiplantae; Streptophyta; Magnoliopsida; Sapindales; Anacardiaceae
Exons: 6
Coding region: 88-1965 (625 amino acids)
Source: RefSeq, a predicted model, not a curated record